CGAUAGAUUAAACAAAUCUUUAUCUACUGCAAUUAGAACAAAACAGAUGUAAUUCACGCCUUUGGCGAUUCAAUAAGGAAUAAAAGAAGAAAAAGGCGAGCGUAACAUUAAUAUUUCACGUCGGGUUUUCAUCUCCUAAACGUCAUACAUGUUCGUACAACGCGUAUGUGAAGCGAACGCGAUGAAUUCGAUGCGCUUUAGCGCGUAACGUCGGAGCAAUGGCCAGCCCGAGCAAUAUCUUUGUUGAUUGAUAUGUGCUACGGUGUGGAUUAUCGGGAGUUCGUACGGGAGUUGCUGUCCAAGGCGGUACCUGCAAUCUCACGACUUCCGCUUUGAUAAUAUUUUAUCGCCACGCGUAUCGGGGCGCGAUGAUAACUGCGUAGGUGAGUCUUUGGUUAGCUCGUGCAGACUGCCGACAGAUGGUCUACGAGAAUUCUCCUCUUCGUUGAGCUUGCAGUGUCGUGUUUGACUUGGCGAGUGAACUUUUUGAAUUAUGUAUGCGAAUACGAGUUGCAUUUACAAGAAUACCUUUUCUUGUGAGGAUUGACAAAGCGAAAAAUCGAACGCGUGUCGAACAGCUCUCUCUCUCUUUCUUUCUCUUCGGAGGAGCAACAUGGGAGAUCAACAGCAACAGCAGCAGCAGCAGCAGCUGAAUAAUCUAAUCAAAUGGUUGGACACGUUUGACCUUCAAGCGCCGCACAACUCCGCAGAGGAUAUAAGCGACGGGGUUGCGUUGGCGGAGGCCUUAGCCCAAAUCGCGCCUGAAUGGUUCACGGCAGUGUGGAAGGCUAAGAUCAAGACCGAUGUGGCUGCCAAUUGGCGUCUGAGGGUAAGCAACAUGAAGAAGAUCGUGGAGGCUGUGAUGGAGUAUUAUGUGGAGUGCUUGAAUCAGCAGCUGUCUGGUUACAUCAAGCCAGACGCAACCAAGAUUGGUGAACAUUGCGACACUGAUGAGCUACGCCGUUUGCUGCAGCUAAUUCUAGGCUGCGCUGUGAAUUGCGACCAAAAGCAGCAGUAUAUUACCAGGAUAAUGGGUAUGGAGGAGACUGUGCAGCAGGCAAUAAUGCAGAGCAUUCAGGAGUUGGAGAGCAGUGUCCACGGUCCUAGAUUGAGCUUAGGCACUAGUCUGAACUUUGAGACUAUGGAUGUGGCUGAUGGUAUCCAGCAGAGACUGUAUGCUGAGCUACAGGCAGCGGUGGAUAUGAAGGAUCAGCUGGCGCAGCGGUGCCACGAACUCGAUCAGCAGUUGUCGCUGUUGCAGGAGGAGAAAGCUGCGCUGAUGGUGGAGAACAAGAAGCUACAAGAACGACUGGACGAAUUUGAGAAUCCAGAGGAGUCUGGCUCUAUCCUCAAGUAUUCUGGUCUGCGCAAGCAGGCAGAGGCACUCAAGGACGAGCUAUUUAAGGUAGAGACAUCCAGGGAUGAUUACAGAUUGAAAGUAGAACUGCUAGAGAAGGAAGUAUUGGAACUGCAGUCCAGGCAAGAAGAUCUGCAGAAGGCUGCUGAUGAAGCCAAUCAUUUGAAGGAUGAGGUGGACGCCUUGAGAGAGACCGUCGACAAAGUGGCCAAGUAUGAGCUCACGAUAGAGUCGUACAAGAAGAAGAUGGAGGACAUGGGUGACUUAAAGAGGCAGGUGAAGAUAUUGGAGGAUAAGAACCUUGAGUAUCUGCAAGCCAAGUUAGAUUACGAGGAGGAGACGAAGCGCACGACGAUGCUGCGGAACCACUUCGAAGCCUGCAAGCAGCAGCUCACGGAGACUCAGCACAAGCUGGACGAGAUGAGCGGCAAGUAUGACCGGCUGGUGUGUGACGACAAAAAGAGGGAGGCGAGGAUGAACACUCUACAACGCGAGAGGGACCGAUUGGUCAUUGAGAGAGACGCGCUGAGGGAGACGAACGAGGAGCUCAAGUGCGCUCAGCUGCAAGCCGCCGAGAACAUGGCGAAACCCAGCAACGUCGACAGCAACAGCGUCGCCGGUACGGAGAUGAUCCCAUUAGAAGUGAAGGAGAAGCUGCUGUGCUUGCAGCUGGAGAACAAGAUGCUAAAGGCGCGGCAGAAGGGCAACGAGGAGAAGCUGCCGAGCGUGCAGGCGUUGCUCGACGACUCGGAGGAGCGUCUGAACGCGUUGCGAGAACAGAACCGCAAGGCGAAUCAGAGGAUAAUGGAGCUGGAGGGCAAGUUGGAAGAGAUCAGCGGCGCGACGCAGUCAUCCAACGGCGACAGCAAGAGCGACGCCACGGGUCUCGGGCAAAAGCUCGCGCAGCUGAAGGACGAGCUGCGAAAGGCGCAAGCGGAGAGGGAGCGGUUGACACUACAGCUCGAGGAGCGUGAGGCCGCUCUGCAGGUGCAGAGGCAGAAGGCAAUGGCCCUUCAGGAAAAGCUGACCCGCAAGGAGUACGAGGACGCAGCGCGCGAGGAGAACUACAAGAAGAACGUCGAGAAGGCCAAGAGCGUCAUCAAGAGCUUAGAGUCUUCCAAGCACAGCCAUUCCCCGAACGAGGCUGUGCUGCGCAGCCAGUUGCUAGAGCAACGCAAGAUGAUGGAGGAAAUGGAGCGCACCGUGAAGGAAACCAAGUUGCUGCGGGAGUUGGAGGAGAAGAUGAUGGUAUCUGCCUUCUACAAGCUGGCCCUGUCCGUUCACAGAGACGUAGUGGAUCAGCGGCUCGCGGCGCUCAGUUCCGGACAGGGUCAUUCUUUCUUAGCCAGGCAGAGGCAGCCCUCGGCGAGGCGUCAUUCGCCUUACAAUUCGAAAUAAGAGGACUCGCAAGCCGAUUUCUCGCUUUUAGUAUUACAUGACGUAUUACAUGACGAGACGCUAAAUGAGAUGCUUUACAAACGAAAUUGUUCGUAAUGUGAUGGUGGAUCAAUUGCGAAUACAUUGCGUUAACGGGCUGUUCGUUUAACAUUCAUCUCAAAGCGCUAAUUAACGACGCUUGUUCAGGUAUUCAGGUAUCACAAUAUCGUACGUUAUUCUCUGAUUACAAUUACUCCCUUUACAAAUUCAAUCUACUUUGAUAUAAACAUAAUUGAACGGCACGAAGCAAAAAUUAUGUAUCUUUGUCUUUUGGGAUUGUAAUUUUCCGUAAAGACUGCGGACAAUGUCACGUGCGAAUCAUGGACGUAAGUUAUUAAGGAUGCAUUAUCUGUAUAGUCACUGAAGAUUAGAAAUACGUCAAUAUUUCGCGUAUAAAAUGGUGGAUAUAUAUAUAUGUGGUACAGAGAGUUGAAUAACGUGUUUUGACUUUAACAUUACAUUUUUUACAAUUUAUUUCUUUUAUUUAUUAUUCCUGAUUUUAUGCUUGAAAGUGACAUGAUUUUUCAUCCAGACUCUAAGUCAAUGUAACGGUUUUUCAUCCAGACUCUAAAUCAUAAAAACGGUGGAUAUAUAUGUGGUACAGUUGAAUAACAUAUUUUUACUUUAACAUUUUUUAUAAUUUAUUUAUCUUAUCAUUCCUGACUUUACUUUUGAAAGUGAAAUAAUUUUUUUUAAACUCCAGACUCUAAAUGUCAAAUUGUUGUUGAUCACUUUUACACACAAUACAGAUUAAUCUUUAAUUUUUUCAUCUUUUUUUAGUUUUUAAAGUUUUGGCAAUUUAUCCUUAAUUUUUGCAUACUGUUUUUAAAUAUUAAUUCCGUUAUUUGUCUUCCUAUGUAAUCUAUGUGCCUAGCUUUUACUCUGGAUCCUCUGCCACAAUUUUCUAAUUUAUUAGAUACUUGUCAACGUAUGUUCCUUUGUUGUACCUUUAAUAUGUAUUUAAAAGAAAGUAAAUAUGAACAUUUCUUUAAUAGUUAGAAAAUCUUAGCAUAUUUCAAAAUUAUAUUUAAAUCGCAAAUAUACCAUAUUUAUUUAAUUUUCGUUUUGGGCUAAAAAACAAAGGAUGUAUAUUAAGCACAAAUUGUAAAUAUAGAAAUAUAAUUAAAAUGGGAAUAUUGCGUGGAGCGUUGCGAAUAUCUUAUAAUGUCUAUGAACAAAUCCGAUUCCAUCCAUGAUUAUUUUAAUUGUGUCGACGAUGAACUACCAUCGGUUCUAUUGUAUACAAUGUUGAUACUUAAUUUGACAGUGACCAACGUUAUAUAUACAUAUGUCCAUAAACAUUGUUGUCUGCCUCGUGCAAUAAUAUCUAAGGAAACAAUCUAUUGUAAAUAAUGUACAUGUUGCUAUACACAUAUUUUGGACCUUACAGAGAAAGAGAGAUAUACAUAUUAUAUAUAAAUAUAAUAUAAUGAACUCAAAUCGUA
Messenger RNA from Odontomachus brunneus, 4239 nucleotides. Its product is annotated as protein Hook homolog 3-like. The record is from RefSeq and is a predicted model, not a curated record. Gene Ontology annotation, cellular component: centrosome; cytoplasm. Bases 614 to 2755 code for a protein of 713 amino acids. NCBI's taxonomy places the organism in Eukaryota, Metazoa, Arthropoda, Insecta, Hymenoptera, Formicidae. Gene Ontology annotation, molecular function: dynein light intermediate chain binding; microtubule binding. The transcript has a single exon. Gene Ontology annotation, biological process: cytoplasmic microtubule organization; cytoskeleton-dependent intracellular transport.